Molecule: messenger RNA, 2338 nt
Organism: Punica granatum (pomegranate)
Lineage: Eukaryota; Viridiplantae; Streptophyta; Magnoliopsida; Myrtales; Lythraceae
Source: RefSeq, a predicted model, not a curated record
UCACUCUCCUACUACCCAAUCUCUCUCUCUCUCUCUCUCUCUCUCUCCCCUUCCCUUCCUUUCCACUCCGCCUCCUUCCCCGUCGGCCGGCUGUGGGCCGAAGAACGAGCCCCCGCCGCGUCGUCCUCGUCCCUUCUCUAGUCUCCGCACCCAAAAAUUCGAUCCCUCUCACUCACUUUUACUUUUCCCAACACUUUGAAAUUGAGCUUGUCCGCUGUUCGUUCUGCUACGGCGAGCAGGCAUGGCGGCUGAUUAACCGUGUACCAUCCCAUCCACCGCCGCCUUCCUCUCCAAAAUUUUGUCGGCGGGAAGCUAAAGGUAUGCAUUUUCAACGAUUUUAGCGGCAUGGCUAAAGAGGAAUCUCCACGGGUAUCCAGAAGAUCCACCCGGUCUGCUACUUCCACACCUACUUCAAACAAGAUAACUGAGGGUGGGACGGAAGAAGCGGUUGAUUUAUGCUCUCCAUCAGUCAGUGACUUGGUAUAUGGAGAUCCAAUUAGCUUAGAUGUCCUCUUGUCUACUUUUCCCGGUAGGAAAAAUCAGAUUCUUGACCUCAUUCAGCUGUUAGGUCCUUUGAAUUCUCCGACACUCCCAUUCUUUGUUUAUGGAGGUCCUUCCACUGGCAAAACGAGUGUCAUUCUCCAGUUAUUCAGGCACCUCAACCGUCCUUUUGUCUACUCGAGCUUCAGAACAUGCUACAGCCUAAGAAUCCUCUUUGAAUCCAUUCUGAACCAGCUGAUACUGCACCACCGGAAUGCUGCUAAUGGGUAUUCGAGUGCAAAACGAUGUGACAAGCCGUCCGACUUUGUUAUUUUGCUUCGCGAAGCCUUGACCGGGGUGAUAAAAAGCCUCAAGGAGAGUGUGGGAAAGUCUAAAUUUUCCAAGUCAGAGCGACCGAUUAAUGGUUAUAUGACUUACUUGAUUUUUGACAACCUUGAAGUUGUUAGGGAGUGGGGUAAAGCCUCUAGCUUGUUACCUUUCUUAUUUAAUCUCUAUGAUAUUCUUAAAAUUCCCGAGGUUGGUGUGAUCUUCAUUAGCAGUACUUCACCAGAUAUGUUUUACUCAAACAUGAGUUGUGUAGAACCAAUUCCUAUUUAUUUUCCUUCUUACGCGGAAAAUGAUCUUCGUCAAAUUCUGCUGAGAAACCAGGCAAAUCAGAAGCUGUAUUCCUCAUUUCUUGAUGUUGUAUUGAGGCCCUUCUGCAGAAUCACUAGAAGGUUGGAUGAAUUAUGUCCCAUUUUUGCAACUUUGUACAUGCAAUACUGCAAGCCUUUAAGUGAUCCUGGGGCUGUCCCUAAUGAAGACAUGAAAAGAAGGUUAUACAGUAAUCUUCAGCCAGAGAUUUCUUCGGCUCUGAAUGAGAUAUUUAGAGUUCAAUCUCGUUCUUCCCCUGAAGCUGAAACUAGUAGGAAGCCUGAGCAGAUAGGCGGCAAGAGAAAAUUGGCAAGUUCUGAAAAGUUGAAUGAAUUGGAUUUUCACAUGUGCACUUCUGCAAAGUAUCUACUUAUCUCCUCAUUUCUUGCUUCGAGAAAUCCAGCAACUCUUGAUGCAUCGCUUUUUGACUCUACUGGUGGGUCAGAUAGCCGAAAACGUCGGAGGAAGUCAUCUGAUAAAGUGAAGGCACAGCAAGAAACUGCAGAAGAAGAAUUGCUAACCAAAGGGCCUGGGAGUUUCCCAUUAGAGAGGCUAUUGGCAAUAUAUCAAUGCCUUACAUCGGUGGCAGAAGGUUCACCAGAUGAAGAGGCGGGACCAGAUGAUUGGAUAGGCAUUGGCGGCGAGAAUAACAUGCUCAGUUCGGACGUUCUCCUGCAAAUAUCGAGCCUUUGCAAUGCCAAUAUUUUAGUUAAAGGAGGAAGCUGCCCCCUUGAGGGUUCCACACGGUACAGAUGUAUGGUUUCUGAAGAUCUAGCCCUUAAGGUGGCGCGAACCUUGAGAUUCCCGCUAGCAAAAUACAUCUAUAGGAGAUGAUGUGCUACUCCGGGGAGCUACUUGCAGCAAUUUUUUAGGUGUGAACCUAAAAGAGGCUAACAUACAUCAUUUGCUUGUUUUUGUCUGUUCUUGACUGGGUCCAAUUGAGAUGAUUCUGAAAUAAGCCUGUCCUCGCUGACAAAUUGCUGAAACCCAUUUUAUUAAUGGUUUGUACCCUCAAGUUUGGUAGGAAGAGGUCCGAUGUACAAAAUGAUAUUUAGAUAUGAGGUUCCAACCAUAAGUGACUAGUAUAUUUCCAUGUAUUACGAUCUAUUAGUCCGGAAUGGAACUCUUCCUUUAUUGACAUAACCGUUACUGGAAAAGAACAAUGUUGGAUAUUACGCAAGUUGCUAUUUUUUUCAUCUUCUAA